AUGAUAAAAGUUACCAAACAGUUGAUUUUGGUAUUAGAAUUUUUAGAUAAAAAAGGAAUCAUUCAUAGAGAUAUCAAAAGUGAAAAUAUUCUAUACAAUCCCGAAAAUUGUUUAAUAAAACUUAUCGACUUUAGUGUAUCAAGACUCAUUGGAAAAAAUGAAUUAAAAUUUAGAAAUCAACAUGUCGGUACUUAUAUAGCUCCAGAAGCAAUUAUAAACUCAGCUACUCAACUAUCUAUAAAAACAGAAAUUUAUAGUUUAGGGUGUACUUUAAUUGAAAUGGCAGGAGGUAAUGCAAAAAAAGAAGAAAUACCAAGCGACUUACCAAACGAUUUCAAAAACUUUAUUCAACGUUGUUUGACAAAAAACCCAGAAUGCAGGGCUGGUAUAAAUGAAUUAAAAAAUCAUAAAUUAAUAGUAAGUAGUAAAAAAAAAAAAAAAAAAAAAAAAUACUAA
Dictyostelium purpureum is the source of this 456-nucleotide messenger RNA. RefSeq lists its product as uncharacterized. The record is from RefSeq and is a predicted model, not a curated record. NCBI's taxonomy places the organism in Eukaryota, Evosea, Eumycetozoa, Dictyosteliales, Dictyosteliaceae. Gene Ontology annotation, biological process: protein phosphorylation. Gene Ontology annotation, molecular function: protein kinase activity; ATP binding. The transcript has a single exon. The coding region runs from base 1 to 456 and encodes 151 amino acids.